AUGCCGAGGGUCUCGCAGCCCCUCUCGCUCCUGGUCCUGCUCGUCCUCGCCGCCACCGCCCGGGGACAGGCUGGCACCGGCCCCAAGCAGCUGCAGCCCUGGCUUAUCAGCCUCACUGCCGUCGUUGUCUUCCUCUUCAUCGUCUUCGUGCUCCUGCUCGUCAACCGGCUCUGGCAGAUCAGGAUGCGCAGGCUGGAGCGCACUGGCCGCGCCAACCCGGCGGCUGAGAAGGACAGCGACGAGGAGAGCGAUGGCGAGGAGCGGAGCAAGUCCACGUCCUUCUGA
Messenger RNA from Gavia stellata (red-throated loon), 285 nucleotides. RefSeq names its product small integral membrane protein 24 (gene SMIM24). NCBI's taxonomy places the organism in Eukaryota, Metazoa, Chordata, Aves, Gaviiformes, Gaviidae. Bases 1 to 285 code for a protein of 94 amino acids. The record is from RefSeq and is a predicted model, not a curated record. The transcript has 3 exons.